UUUGAUGUGAAUGGAAUGCCGCCUCUGUCGCCGCCCAAGAUGAGUCCGUAUGGCGCGUCGGCCAAGUCCAAGAAGAGGAAGCUCGUGCGGAAUGAAGUUGCAUUGACACCAUUAAGUCCUACCUCCAUUGACGCAACCUCAUCCCACGGCGGACAACAUCCCGAGACGCCCACGACAUCAUCCACACCGGCAAAGCAACGCAGAAUGACAGUAGCCGAACUCGAAGAGAAGAAGACUCUUCUGCCGUACUUGGAAAAGAUCGAAUACAUCAAUGCGCAACUGAGAUCACGAGGAAUAGACAUUGCAGUGCCCUUGUUAAAACCAUCCUCCGUGACCGCCGUACCCCCCCCUUCCCAAGAGAGGAACCAGCCACAUGAUGACGACCUUGUUGAAAGUGGCGAUGUCCUGCGGCUUGAGUCCCUCAGCUCUCGCUCCGAAACGGACCUCAAUGCAACAUCCACGGCCAUGUCGCCGCCGCCACCAACGACAUCGACAGGGGCAACCACGAUGACUCCCCUCACGACCGCUGUGUUGCAUCAGCGGUACCCUCGCUUUAGUGCGUCCAUCGGCACUUCCAUGCUGUGUCGGUCUCGUCCCAUCGCGUCGUUGUUACGGCUCGUCGACGAAAUCUACGACGGGUACUACGCGCAUUACACGGAAACGACCCGCGCGACGUCCUUUCCGCUGUUUGUCCGGACGCAUUUGCAGCGCACGCUGGGUCUCAUGGCGUUGGCCGACCAGGAAUCGCUGGACCUUCUGUACAACUUGGAGAUGCACCGCGAGACCUUUCCCCAUCUCGGCGUGUUUGCUUCGUUCAUGCGGGAACUAGAGGACGAGGAAGGCGCCUUGUUCUACGCGCAUUGCCGCAGCGUGGUUCAGUCCACGUUUGGCUUAUCGCUCAAGACAAAGGAGAAGCUGCUGCCCCAAGACUUUGCACGACAGUACCACGUCGCAGGCGCGAUCGUCGUGGCCGACCACCCGCGGCUGCGAGAUGGCACCCAGUCCGUGCACUUGUCGCAGACAGCAUGUUCGUUGCUCGUGCUCCGAGCCGCCAAAGUUCCGAAACGGCUUGCCAACCACGUCGCGUCCGUCAUGUUGGCGCCGUACACAUCCGCCGUGACCGUCGACGGCGCUGGGCGGUCGUUGGAUCAAACGAUUGUCGGCUUAGACGACGUUCUGGCGCGGCUGCUGCGGAUCUUUCGCGCAGUUCCCGAAUAUAUUGUGCUCAAGUACAAGUACAACGACGACGGGGAAUCGCUGACCCUUCUAACCCGACUGCAAGACACCAUUCACCACGACUUGGACAAAGCCAAGCUCAAGGCAGCAUUGGACCAACACGUGCGACAUAUGCGGUCAUUGCAGAUCGAAGUGAUGAAAUUGGACCGGGUGAACGUCCCAGAGGUCCACACCAAGCUAUUUUUGCUCAAAAACCAACUGCGAACGGCCGAGCGUGACGUGCAACACCUCACAGACCAGCUGCGGGCCACCGACGGCCAGAUCAACGCCGUGUGGUCGUCUGUCCUGCGGGAUGCAUCCAACGCGCCGACGACGCAGCUGUCGCCGCUCGACAACAUCUUGGCUCGCGUCGGCGAGUACGUGGCAGCGUGUCACCGCGACGUUGUGAUUGAGGCGAAACUCAAGAAAGUACUGCAUGCAAAGCGACGCCAUCCGUCCGAAACUAGUUGGGCGAGUCAGCUCGACGCCCUCCAAGAGCGCUGCGUGAUCAAGAUCCAGCGUCUCUAUCGCCAACGACGGGCAUGGCAUCGAGAGCGGAAGGCGGCAUUGGCAGACGUCCAGGCGCGGCGGCAGCUCAAACACAAGCGCAAGGCGGAAAAGGAACUGGAACGCAAGCGCCUGGACGCUUUGCGGGACCGCGACGCACAGCGACACAUGACGCGCAUGAAAGAGAAGCACCGUCGAGACAGCGACGUCCAAGCAAAGUUGAAGCAACAAGAGGACGCCGUGCUGAGAAAGGCUGCCGUGGCCGAAUCCGACCGCCGAGGUGCCGCGGCGACCGCGCGACUCGUGGCCCGGGUGUUCAAACGAUGGGUCCAGUUCCGAGUGGUUUCCCUUCGCGUGAAAUAUGCCAAAAAGUUAACCCUCCUGGGUAUAUUUGGGCGAUGGAAGCUAUGGAUGCAGACGUCGCACGCCCAGACUGACGCUGCCAUCACCAUUCAAGCUGCCUUUCGCGGCAUGCGCGGACGACGACAAGCACGAGUGCUCAACCGGGCGCGAGACAAGAAGAACCAACUGGCGACGCGCAACGUACGCCGACUCGUCCACCGUCGGCUGUUCAAAGUAUGGGGGGCAUGGACUGGGUUUAUCCAGCAGCAAGUGGACAUCAAGGGCCGCUUCGCCCGGUGUAUGGCGCGAUGUCUAAUGGAAACAUACUCGCAAUGGGCGCGUCUGCUGCCGAGGCGGCGGAGUGCGGCGCUGACGAUUCAAACCAUGUACAGAGGUCAUGUCGGGCGACAACGAGCAGCCCGACGACGGAUGCAGCAUGUCGCUGCAGUUCAAAUCCAACGGAUGGCGCGAGGCCGACAAGGGCGCAAGGUCGCGACGAUGGCGCGGCUAUUGAAGGCCCGCCAAUCCCAAGGGACCAACGCACUGCUCCGUCGGAUGCUUCUUCGCACGUUGUCGCAUGUAUUCGACGGGUUCAAGCGGUACUGGCAACUGCAGCGGCACAUGGACGCCAUCGCAGUCGCCAGAGUGCAUCGUCGACACAUUUGGUGCUUUCGCAUGCUCCAAGCGUACCGUGUGGCAAGACACCUAAAAAAAGCAGAGCGAUUUCGACGGCAGUUUGACGCGGCCACGGUCAUCCAGCGGUACUUUCGGGGGUUCUGGUGCCGUCAAGCAUUCCGCCGACUCGUCCGCCGGCAUCGCAGCGCGCUAUUGAUCCAGCAAACGUACCGGCGGUAUCGGCACAAGUGGGUCGUGUACGAAAUGCAGCGCCAAACAAGCGCGGCGACGGUGAUCCAGUGCCGCGUUCGGCGCAACAAGGCGGUGGCCGUGGUCACGCGGAGGCGCCACGAGUUUCUAUGGCAAGCGGCGCGACGGGGGGACUACCAUGUCGUGCUCAGGAGCUUCAACAGCGGCUCGGCGUGGACUAGCUACGACGAGGACGGGAAUUCACUGCUGCACUUGGCCUGCUUGGCCGGAUCGAAGCGACUGAUUAAGCUCUGCCUUCGCUACGGCAUGGACAUCAACGCUGCCAACACCACAGGUUUGCUCACCCCGCUCCACACGAUCAUCGCCACUACCUAUCCGCAUCGCGCCGAGUUGGUAGACUACAUGAUCGACCAUGGUGCGUGGCACGAGUGCCGCGACGGACGCGGCUUCACCCCGCUGCUGUUGGCAGCUUCGCUCGGCCAUGUAGAUUGCAUCCAAGUGCUGCUGGCCAGAGCCGCCGACCGAAACGCACUCACAACAGCCCAGCAAGACGCCAUCGGGUUAGCCACGUCCCUGAAUCAAGUCGCGGCUGUAGCGUCGUUGUUGGAAGCUGGGUACAGCCCCAAUACUGUCAUAGACCCAGCGGAUGGCGCGACGCUCCUUCACGAGUGUGCCGCCCACGGGUAUGUGGAGGUUGCCGCGUUAUUGAUCGCCCGACAAGCCAACGUCAACGCCCAAGACAUCGAAGGCAACACACCCGCCAUCUAUGCCGUUUUCAACCAACAUACGGACGUUCUGGCGGUACUUUUGACGGCGGGGGCAGCUCCAGACAUCGUGAACGUUGCGACGAGGUCGGCGAUGCAUUGGGCGGUGGGCCAAGCGGACGCGAUCCGACUGCUCGCCGACGCCGACGGCGACGUGAACCUUCGCACCAAGGACAACGAGACGCCGUUGCACUUGACCUGUGUAUCCGACAGCUUUUUGGAGUCCACUCGGGUGUUGCUAUCGUACGGUGCCUCGGUGGACAGCAAAAACACCCGCGGCCACCAACCGGCCCAUAUUGCCGCGCGAGGUGGAGCCGCGGCCACGAUGGAUCUCUUGAUUCAAUACUCGACCAACAUGAACGCGAGGAACUUCGACAACAAGAACCCAUUGGGCGAAGCUCGCAUGUUCAACCGCUCGGCCGUGGUGGCCGUCAUCCAGCGGCAUUAUGCAGACGACAUGAAGACUUUGGAUGACGCGGGGAUCGACGUCGAGCUCGUCGACGAAACCGGCGUGAUCCUCCCAACCAAAUCCCCCGAUGAGUGGCAAACCACGUUGGCAUCGAGCGUUCGAUUGUCGACGUUGAACGAAUGGACGCAAUGUGUCGAUCCAACCACCGAUUGGCUCUUUUACCACGAUGCAACGUCGAAUAUGUGUACUUGGCACGCACCUAUCGAGUACCAAGCCGCUUUGGGGGCACAUUGGCGAGUGGAAGAGCAGAAAAGCCUGGUGAAUACCACAUCCCCAAGCACUGAAAACGGUGGACAUGCCGACACUAGUACUCUAACCGACCAACAAGUCCAGCCCACAGACACGACAGAACCCAAGGUGUAUGUUUACGUCCACGACCAAACCGGCCAAGUUCGGACUACUGUGCCCCCAGUCGACCCAGACAAGCUGCAGGCAUUGAUCCAAGGCAUGGACCAAUACAAGAUGCUGCGCAGUCGCAUUCACAAAGUGUCGUCCGAGACGGCGGCGUCCGUGGCCACGUACCGCGCGUUUUGGGCCGACUUUACCAAAGAUGCAGAAGCGUUGCGGCGUCAGACCCAAGCCGCCAUCACGAUUCAAAAGCACUUUCGAGCGUACUUCUACCACAAACGGUUCGUCCACCUCCAGUUGCAGCAUGCCAUGGCCAUCCAGUUGCAACGAGCGUAUCGGGGCAAGAUCGCGCGGCGCGCCGCGGCCCACGAACGCCGUCGCCACCGCUGCGCCACUACCAUCCAGGCGUUGGUGCGGGGGUUCCUUGUGCGUCGUCGCGAAGCCAACCACCUCCAUGCGUACCGAGUCCAGUACCGCCUGGAGCGGCGGGCUUCUGUGAAUGUCCAGCGGUGCUGGCGCGGCAUGCAUGGUCGAUUCCGUGCAAAGAAGUUCCAAGCAAUGAAGCGAGGCCCGCAGACGUACUUUGAGUGGGCAGACGCCCGCAAACUCGCGACGAUUCUGUCGACGUUCCAAGUGUGGCAAGAGAUGCUGCUGGCCAACACCAACAAGUCGUCAUAUGGGAUUUUCUACGCGAACCAUAUCACAGGGCAAUGUGUGUGGGACAAACCGGUGGCGUGGGUUGAACACGACCGGCAACAGUUUUUGGAGCGGCAGCAAAUGUACUAUUACGGGUACACGACGCAAAUGCUCGAGGCGGCUGUCACCCUCCAGAGCUUAUUUCGCAUGCGCACGGCGCGGGUCCAUUUCCAUCGACUCAUGCAGGGCGUGGCCAUCUGUCGCCGCUGCGAGUCCGACUACCUCAACGACCCGCUCAACUUGACGCGCCUUGGCAACUACGCGCUGUAUUUGCACGCGAUCCGCCACGACUACGACCGCGCCCGGCCGUUGUACCGCCGUCUCAUGGAGUAUAUGGCCGCCCGCGGGCCGGACGUGGCCUUUAUAUUGCGCUGUUAUGCCGUGUUUGUGUACGUAACGGAAGAAGAAGACGACGACAGUGUCGCCAUGCUGUUUGCCCGGGCUGACGCAAUCGACAAGCCGAAAACGAAAUUCCAGCUCGCGUUCCUUGGGUUCUUUCGGUAUUCGCAAAUCAUGUUUGCCACAAAUGCCCAGAGCAACUUGAAUUACGCUGCAUGUGCCCACUGGGUCUACGGACAAGCCGCCGUGGCGAAAGCACACUAUUUGCGCGCGUUGGACGCUGAUCCGUACAACAAGCGCAUUCUGCGACUCUUCAACACGUUUCUUGGUCGAUCAAAUGACCCGGACGGGGACGACGGCGCUGCCCACUACAUGCGGUACCAAGCGACGCUGGUGCAGUCCGAGGACGCAAGUCGGCAACAACAAUGGCUGGACGCCACCGCAACCGAACAACGCCAUCGCGCGGCGGUGCUUCUUCAAACUCGAUUCCGAGCCAGACAUCAACGCAAGCGCGUGCUGCGCAUGAAGAGCGUCCUUCCCGUGCCACACAAAGCGUUGUCCACGGAAGAACUGCAGCUCCACCAAGCGUUCGACACUGUCGCAGCUACGAACCGCAACCCGUCCGUGCUCCGAGUGGACCAGUUGGCCGACGUGUAUCCGCUGCUGGGGUGGUCGGUCCAAGAGGCUGCCGACGACGUGGCGUACGCGACUUCGCACAUGGAGUUCCAGUACCCUCAGAGCAUCACAUGGACGCGGUUUCGUAAGUGGAUCCAAGAAGAAGCGGCGCCGCCGUCGCACUGGGAAGUCUGUGGUACCGACGACGGUUCGGUGUACUAUUACAACACGGUGUCGGGGGCGACGCAAUGGGAAAAACCCCGCAUUCGGCGCCCGAUCCUAGCCCCACGGGUCGAUCGUUGGGAAAGUGCCUUCACUGACCAAGGGGACGUGUACUACUACAAUGCGUUCACAGGGGAAAGUCGAUGGGACAAUCCGUCGUCGGUGCUCGACGAUGCUGCGUCUGGAUGGGAACAAGGGGUCGACGACAUGGGACAAACGUACUAUUACAACCCCACGACGGGGGAAUCCGCGUGGGAAAACCCCCCUGCUGCUGCUGUCAACGAGGUUGACGACCAGUGGGAUGAUGCGACGGAUGGUACUAUGUCGUACGUUGUGCACAAAGUCACGGGGGAAUCGUUGUGGGUCCGCCCGACCGAUGGAUGGGCGGCUGGCCAAGACGCACACGGCCGAGUGUAUUACUAUCAUAUUGAUCGCAACGAAAGUCAAUGGGCGAGUCCAUGGAGUUGUUCGACGUCAAGCGGCGACGACCAAGUUUCCAGCGUAACAGUCGACGAAAGCCACAAAAUGAUUGAGGCGGUAAAUGAAUCUAAUUAGUAUUGAAUUAUCACAAUUUUGCUACUACGACUACUACUUUUGUCUACUAUUACUUUGUCUAUGACUGCACCAACCACGACGACUUUAACGCGUCGGCACACGUACAUCGUUUUGUGGGUUCGGGGUGGAGGAGGCUACAGAGCAACCGGAGGGCGUCUGGCCCGAUGGACGGGGGAAAUAAAAAGCCCGGAAACUUGUGGCGGCCAGACGGGGACAACAACGGGUCGCCGUCCGUGAUCCACGCCGUAAAGUGGGCAAAGCGCGGGCACUGGGUCAAGUCCUUGCCAAAGGGAAGCCCCCCCACGAGCAUGGUGUACAAGAUCACACCAAGCGACCACAUGUCUGCCUUGCGUCCGUCAUAACCAAAAUGACACUUUUGAGUCACUUCAGGGGCGACGUAGUGCGGCGACCCCACGACGGAUUUGAGUCGCCGCACCUGCGACGGCAGCUCUGGAACCCCCAGCAGUUCGUCCGACGAACACGUGGACUCGACCGACGACGAGUGCCCCACGGCGGCGGCGAUGCAGUGCGCACUCAGCCCAAAGUCGGCGAUUUUCAGCACGUCGCCGUCCCCGAGCAGCAAAUUCUCUGGCUUCAGGUCUCGAUGCACAAUGCCCAAACGAUGGCAAUACUGCACCCCCGCCACGAGUUGCUUAAAGUACAUGCGCGCGUCGGCAUCGGCCAAGCCGCCGUCGAACUUGAUGCGGUCAAAGAACUCGCCCCCGGACGCGAGCUCCAGCACGAGGAAGAUGGUUGUUUUCGACGGCUGCACAAACUCGAGCACGUCAAACAGCUUCAACACAUUGUCGUGGCCAGUGUUCCCAACACACCCGCUGUCGACGGUGUUGCCGGUGAGCCGAUGCAUGUGCGCGAUUUCCCGAUAGAUGGUCCUGCGAUUCUGGAGAAACGUCGCGUACUUCUUGGGCACAUGGGGAACGUGCCAUGUCUUGGACGCUGUGACGAUCACAUCGUCGGGAGCUGUCAUGUCGACGUCGGUCUCCAGAGGGUCGUCGUCGCCGUUGUUCGCGUCCAACGGCCACAGCGACGCACACAUGUCCAGUGUCAUUUCCUUGAUCGUACCUGUGUGGACGUCCUUGUAGCACGGAAUCAAUUCGUGUUGAUUGGGAUGAAGCAGCCACCAAACAUGGCCUUUCUCGACGGCGGUAGAGGAGAGUGACGUGUCAAACGCAGCCCCAGCCCGAAUGACUUCACAUCGCGCCAACGCUUGCGGGAAAAACAGUUUGUACCCGACAGGAUUCAGAAUUUUCACGGCCACGGGACGGUGGUGUUGCAUGUCCGUGGCUUCGUACACAACACCAGCGAUGCCAGACCCAAGGUAGUUUCCCAGUCGAAACUUCUCCUGCUGUGCAACGAUGAUGCUCUGACCAUCGUACACGUCCAUAAUGGACGGUACCAGCCAGUUCUCGCUCAACGGAGACACCUUCUUGCCUUUCUCAAAGGCGCACAACGCCAUGGUUGGCACGCCGUCUCGUCCGGUAUAAUGUUCGAUCUAGGGUUGGUCGUCACUUUCACGGUCGUCGAACACACUCGCGCGGGUCCGUCCACGUCUUACGCAGGUCUUCGAAUGUGUCGUCUUCGGUAACAAGACGGGUCCUAGGUGGUGCAGUGACGGCGUCCGAGUCCACCGAGCGCGAGAUCUGCGUUCGUUUUCUCAAAUUUGA
Molecule: messenger RNA, 8579 nt
Organism: Aphanomyces astaci
Lineage: Eukaryota; Oomycota; Saprolegniomycetes; Saprolegniales; Verrucalvaceae
Exons: 20
Coding region: 16-6897 (2293 amino acids)
Molecular function (GO): protein binding
Source: RefSeq, a predicted model, not a curated record